Messenger RNA from Ixodes scapularis (black-legged tick), 945 nucleotides. RefSeq names its product protein piccolo-like. Bases 1 to 945 code for a protein of 314 amino acids. The record is from RefSeq and is a predicted model, not a curated record. The transcript has 9 exons. NCBI's taxonomy places the organism in Eukaryota, Metazoa, Arthropoda, Arachnida, Ixodida, Ixodidae.
AUGAAUACACUACGUGGGACAAUAUGCCUCUGGCUCUGCUUGAUGUAUGCUGGUGUGGAAUGUUGGCCCAAAGUUCGUCUAAGUUCAAGACAGGAAAAGGACGAAGGAACUCCUACUAUUACUAUAGAUUUUUAUAUAGAUGAAUCUCUCAAUGUGACUGAAAACAAGAUAAAGACAUAUUUGCAAACUGUCACUUGGCAGGCAAGAGAUGACCUCAGAAGUUAUUUUCUUGUCGAUGGGAUCAAUAUUCAAUAUCGAAUAAAAGACCUGGAUAAGGAGCCUAAUCUGAAGGCUGCAUUGAACCUUGAUAAAACUUAUCCCUAUAAAUACAUGGAUGGAGCAAUUGAUGCACUAUUGUCGUAUUUCGAGGAAAAGAACAAUCCUGACAUUAACAUCCUUCUAACAGGCAUUGAAUUGUACAAUGGAGAUGAUAUACGAAAGGGUUUGGGGUAUUCCAAGUACCAGACGCUGUGCCAAAGUGUGGUAGCUAUGUUGUUAGCAUACGCUCCCUACACGCCUUAUAGCGCAGGCAGAAUGUUGGCUGAACUGGUCAGAGACAGCGUGAACCCAGAUAAUGUACCCUAUGUGCACACCAGACGAUAUAAUUUUACAGCAAGAAUGGAGGAUUACCUAAGUACUUGUAACAACGGUACGAUGCCUCCUGGCGGUGAGGAACCGGUAACACCCCCUCAAGAAAAACCCACCGACAGUCCAGACCAUACAGAAGGUCCGCUACCGCCUGUUACGGCAGCGCCACCCGAAGAAACUCCCACCCCAGGACCACCUGCACCGGAAACACCUACACCACAACCACCUGCACCUACACCACCUACACCACAACCAACUGCACCGGAACCACCUUCUGUAUCACCAUCAGAACCAGGAGAGAAGCCCACUCCACCGCCAGAGCCAAGUACAACUACCGGGGUGCCAGAUUACUGCUAA